Messenger RNA from Xiphias gladius (swordfish), 4951 nucleotides. RefSeq names its product regulating synaptic membrane exocytosis 2a (gene rims2a). Gene Ontology annotation, molecular function: transmembrane transporter binding; small GTPase binding. The coding region runs from base 1 to 4677 and encodes 1558 amino acids. Gene Ontology annotation, biological process: regulation of synaptic plasticity; positive regulation of synaptic transmission; intracellular protein transport. NCBI's taxonomy places the organism in Eukaryota, Metazoa, Chordata, Actinopteri, Istiophoriformes, Xiphiidae. The record is from RefSeq and is a predicted model, not a curated record. The transcript is spliced from 32 exons. Gene Ontology annotation, cellular component: cytoskeleton of presynaptic active zone; presynaptic membrane.
AUGUCUGCUCCACACGGGCCCCGGGGCGGCCCCGCCAUGCCGGAGAUGCCGGACCUCAGCCACCUCACCGAGGAGGAGAGAAAGAUCAUCCUCGGUGUCAUGGACCGACAGAGGAAGGAGGAGGCGAAGGAACAGUCGAUGUUAAAGAAGUUGCACCAGCAGUUUGAAUCAUAUAAGGACCAGGUUAAGAAGAUGGGGGAUGAGGCUAAGCAGGCUCAGGAUCAGAAGAGCGAAGCCCCAACCUGCGGGAUAUGCCACAAAACCAAGUUUGCCGAUGGCUGUGGCCACCUCUGUUCAUAUUGCCAAACGAAAUUCUGUGCUCGGUGCGGAGGACGAGUGUCUCUGCGGUCAAAUAAGGAGGACAAAGUGGUUAUGUGGGUAUGCAACUUGUGCCGAAAACAACAAGAAAUCCUCACCAAAUCGGGGGCGUGGUUCUACGGCUCGGGGCCCGGUCAAGUGCGGGGUGUGUUUGAGGGCGGGCCACAGGGGAAGAAGGCCAAACUGCAGGACCCAUCUCUGUACCCCUACCAGGGAGCCUCAGGGGACUUGACACCAGCGUCAGACAGAAGCAGACCUCACCGUGGGCUCCUGCCCAGACAGGGGUCCCUUGACAACAGUUCGGGGCUGCGGUACUCGGGACCAGGCGACGCACCCAUAGACAGGAAACGAAGCCCAUCUGCAUCCAGGGAUCCAAACCAAAAAUACGACCAAAGGGAGGGGGGUGACCACUCACAGUAUGCCCAGACGGACGGCGGCAUGCCCAGAUCACCGUCCGAUUACGGGGAUGGGGACCCUCGGCGGGCUCCGCGGGGCCCACACAUGUACCCAGAUGUGGAUGCGGCACGGAUGGGCUACCGGGACCGGCGAGGCCCUGGACGCUGGCACUCCCAGGAAUACCCGCUGGACCAGGAGCUAGAUGGACCGCCCAGCGAGUAUGACCUCCAGCAGCAGCGCCAGGAGGAGUUCCAGGCACGCUAUCGCAGCGACCCUAACCUGGCACGCUAUCCUGUUAAGCCGCAGCCCUACGAGGAGCAGAUGAGGAUGCAUGCUGAGGUGGGCCGCCUGAGGCAUGAGCGCCGCCACAGUGAUGUCUCCCUGGCUUAUACGGAGCAGGACGAGCCCGACCCCAUUCGGCUGUCCCGACAGCAUCUCACCGAGCGCCGGCCGCCUAUGGUGGGACAGCGCUCCUACUCCGUUGACCGCUCCUCCCCAGGGCCUAUGGGUCCUGGCCUCGGAGGUCACAGAACCUCCAACCACAGCCCCCCUACGCCGCACCGCAGCCCUGUGCUGGGGGACCGAUCUGGGGACCUGCGGAGAGGAGACCUGGGUGUAGGCGGGGAUCCCAUGAGGAGGCAGCAACACCACUUGGACCCCAGUUCAGCUGUCCGCAAAACCAAGAGGGAGAAGAUGGAGAGCAUGUUGAGGAACGACUCCCUCAGCUCGGACCAGUCAGAGUCAGUGCGCCCGCCACCCCCGAAGCCCCACAAAACCAAAAAGGGAGGGAAGAUGCGGCAGGUGUCACUGAGCAGCUCUGAGGAGGAGCUGGCCACCACACCGGAGUACACCAGCUGUGAGGAUGUGGAGAUAGAGAGUGAGUCAGUCAGUGAGAAAGGGGACAGUCAAAGGGGAAAAAGAAAAACAAUUGAGCAGGCAUUUAUGUCCGAGCCGACACACACCUUAUCUGAGAGGCAAAAGAAAAUGGUGCGCUUUGGGGGACACUCAUUUGAAGAGGACUUGGCAUGGUGUGAACCGCAGGUUAAAGACUCGGGAGUUGAUACGUGCAGUAGCACUACCCUAAACGAGGAGCAUAGCCAUAGUGAGAAGCACCCGGUGACGUGGCAGCCGUCCAAAGAUGGGGACCGCCUAAUAGGGCGCAUUUUGCUCAACAAGCGAAUGAAAGAUGGAAGUGUGCCUCGAGACUCAGGAGCUCUGCUUGGUCUGAAGGUGGUGGGAGGCAAGAUGACAGAAUCCGGUAGACUUUGUGCUUUCAUCACCAAAGUGAGGAAAGGAAGUCUAGCAGACACUGUUGGGCACCUCAGACCAGGUGACCAGGUGCUGGAGUGGAAUGGGAAGCUUUUACAAGGAGCCACAUUUAAAGAAGUUUACAAUAUCAUACUAGAGUCCAAGCCUGAGCCGCAGGUGGAGUUGGUGGUCUCAAGGCCUAUAGGAGAUAUUCCAAGGAUACCAGACAGCACACAUGCACAACUGGAAUCAAGUUCGAGUUCUUUUGAGUCUCAGAAGAUGGAUCGCCCGUCCAUCUCCGUCACAUCCCCCAUGAGUCCCAGUAUGCUGAGGGACGCCCCCCAGUACCUGUCAGGACAGCUUUCAAGCCAAAGCCUUAGUAGAAGAACAACGCCUUUUCCCCCUAGGGUCCAGGUCAAACUGUGGUAUGACAAAGUGGGCCAUCAACUAAUCGUCACCAUCCUGGGCGCCAAAGACCUGCCACCCAGGGAAGAUGGUCGGCCCAGGAACCCUUACGUCAAAAUCUAUUUCCUCCCUGAUAGAAGUGACAAAAGCAAGAGGAGAACAAAAACGGUAAAGAAAUCCUUAGAGCCCAAAUGGAACCAGACCUUUAUGUAUUCGCCGGUGCACCGGCGGGAGUUUCGGGAGCGCAUGCUGGAGAUCACAUUGUGGGACCAAGCCAGGGUGAGGGAGGAGGAGAGCGAAUUCCUGGGAGAGAUCCUAAUUGAGCUGGAGACAGCUCUUCUGGAUGACGAGCCACACUGGUACAAGCUACAAACACAUGAUGUAUCCUCCAUCCCGCUCCCACGUGCCUCCCCGAACACACAGCGCAGGCAGCUCCACGGAGAGAGUCCAACAAGGCGGCUGCAGAACAAAGGCUCAUAUUCAUACAACUCAGGAUCCCAGAGGAUAAGUGACAGUGAGAUCUCAGACUACGAUUGUGAAGAUGGUGUUGGGGUAAUAACAGACUACCGGCCAAAUGGCAGAGACUUCCAGAGCUCCACGUUGUCUGUCCCUGAGCAGGUGAUGUCAUCUAACCACUGCUCUCGGUCGGCUGAUAUAAACAGGGCACGGUCGCGCUCUCCCAGCGUUCCCCCGCCCUCCAGCCAUUUCCUCACCCUACCUCGAACCAGACAUACUCAGCCUAUUGAUGAUCCUCAAAAGGACCCCAGGAACCACGGAGCCAUGGAUAGACACGAGUAUCACAGCAGGUCCCGCUCUGCAGACCAGCGGCCCACUAUAGAACGUCCCACGUCCCGCUCGCGCUCCACUGAACGCCCCCACGACUCUUCACUCAUGAGGUCCAUGCCGUCUCUGCCAUCUGGGAGGUCUGCCCCCCCCUCACCUGCCUUGACGAGGGCGCAUCCUCGUAGUGGAUCGGUCCAGACCAGUCCCACCACUACCCCCAUGUCCAGUAGACGGGGACGGCAACUACCACAGCUUCCACCCGCAGGGAAGGACAGAAAAGAUGGAGAUGAAGGAACAGAGCCUUGUGAAGACACGGACUCACCAAGUUGGACGAACUCAGGUAUGGACAUGGACGAGAGGACCAGGCAGAUGAAACUGAAGAUGAACAAGUACAAGCAGGGAGCUGGCUCCGACUCCAGACUGGAGCAGGACUACCACAAGCGUUCAGGCAGGGAUCCACGGGGCUCAGAUAACCUGUCGGCCAAGUCAUCGGACAGCGAUGUAAGCGACGUGUCCGCUGUGUCGAGAACGAGUAGCGCCUCUCGGUUCAGCAGCACGAGCUACAUGUCUGUCCAGUCGGAAAGGCCACAAGGAAAUCGCAAGAUACGGCAGAUGGGCUCAUCGGGCGGGAUGAACAUCACCAAGAGCACAAGCAUCAGCGGCGACAUGUGUAACCUGGAGAAGACGGACGGCAGCCAGUCGGACACGGCGGUCGGCACGGUAGGCACUGACGACAAGAAGAGGCGCUCCAGUAUUGGUGCCAAAAUGCAGGCCAUGGUUGGCAUGUCGCGCAAGAGCCGGAGCACCUCUCAGCUCAGCCAAACAGAAGCAGGAGGUAAAAAGUUGCGCAGCACUAUCCAGAGAAGUACAGAGACGGGCCUGGCCGUGGAGAUGAGGAGCAGGAUGACUCGGCAGACCAGCCGGGAGUCAACAGACGGCAGCAUGAACAGCUACAGCUCCGAGGGAAAUCUCAUCUUCCCUGGUGUGCGGCUCUCCUCAGACGCCCAGUUCAGUGACUUCCUAGAUGGUCUGGGUCCCGCUCAACUGGUCGGACGACAGACGUUGGCUACUCCACCUAUGGGUGACAUCCAGAUAGGCAUGGUGGAGAAGAAAGGAGCACUGGAGGUGGAGGUCAUCAGAGCCCGUGGCCUUGUGGGAAAACCAGGUUCCAAGGCACUGCCAGCACCAUAUGUAAAGGUCUACCUUUUGGAAAAUGGAGUCUGCAUAGCCAAAAAGAAAACAAAAGUAGCAAGAAAAACCUUGGAUCCUCUUUACCAGCAGCAACUGCCGUUUGAGGAGAGUCCGGGAGGGAAGGUUUUACAGGUCAUCGUAUGGGGUGACUAUGGACGUAUGGACCAUAAAUCAUUCAUGGGAGCAGUUCAGAUACUGUUAGAUGAGCUGGACCUGUCCAACAUGGUGAUAGGCUGGUUCAAGCUCUUUCCUCCUUCCUCACUGGUGGACCCUACUCUGGCCCCACUGACAAGAAGAGCUUCCCAGUCCUCACUGGACAGUUUCUCUCGAUCAUAGCAGCGUGUGGACUGAUAGCGUUGUUGUAGCAGCCAGUGUUGCGAUUACAGGUCACGCCCCCCGGUUACACUGCAUGCUUGAUGUUGUGUCUUCUGAGCCUGUUUCUAGGGGUGCAAACGUGAUCCUGUGUUUUGAGCAAAAACGUCGCACACAUUGUGCACAUGGCGAAGCGUGUUGCAAGCGCCUGGCGGCUGGGAUUGCCAGGUGUUGUUGUUGUUGUUUGGACGAAGCUGGAAUGAACUCCUUAGCACGAGGAAUCUGUCAAUUCCAGCUU